Messenger RNA from Drepanopeziza brunnea f. sp. 'multigermtubi' MB_m1, 2187 nucleotides. RefSeq lists its product as uncharacterized. Lineage: Eukaryota; Fungi; Ascomycota; Leotiomycetes; Helotiales; Drepanopezizaceae. The record is from RefSeq and is a predicted model, not a curated record.
AUGGAUUCACCGAAGUAUGAAGAUUCCCACCUCGACGAGAAGGCUGCUGCUCUCAGAGAUGAAAAGACCCGGCCGGAUUGUGAGAUAUGCAAUGCACGCCACCAGAGACGCCAAGUUCUAAAGAACAGUCUGUUAAUCGCUAUACUAUUACUUGUUUGGCGGUAUUCUCAAUCUCUGCUCGCCCUAUCAGGAAUUUACUGGAAUGACCAAUAUGCCUCUACCGAUGGCAACGACACCACAACACCAAGGCACAUGAGCUUCGAUACAAUCACACCUAGCGAAAAACUCGAAUGGCACUCCUGUUUCUCGCACGUGUUCUGUGCCCGCUUGACGGUCCCAAUGGACUACAACCGCCCCCUCAACACCUCAUCAGCCAAUCCCAAAGUUCACAUCGCCCUUCUCCUGAUCCCAGGCAAGCGCAAGGGCUCCAGCAGAUCGUCCACGUCGCCAUUGCUCCUCAACCCCGGCGGUCCCGGAGGCUCUGGCGUGCAAUUCGCACUCUUAGCCGGGUCCCAGCUCCAAACAGUCGUAGGCGAGGAGCAAGAUGUCAUCGGCUUCGACCCCCGCGGAGUCGGCGCCACCACGCCUCGAGCGGACUGUUUCGCGUAUCCGUCGGAAGCCGCGAAUCGUGAUGCGUCUCUGGUGGUUAGAGAUGAGGAUUACAUCCGUGGCAAUUUCCAUCGCGCGACGUGGGUGACCGCGGGCACGGCCAUUGGGACUGUCAACUCCAGUGCGGAUUCCUUGCUCAGGCUUGAUGUUAGGGCCAGGACGAUGGCUAGGCUUUGUGGAGAGAAGGAUGCGCUGUAUGGGAAUGGUAGUAUUCUGAGAUACGCCCAUACGCCGAGUGUUGCGCGGGAUAUGCUUAGCAUUGUUGACGCUUGGGAUGAGUGGAGAGGCAGGACCGGUGAUGCUGACCCGGAUGAGAAAACGGUCAUGACUCCAGACUCGGACGGUGAAGCUAGUGCAGACACGAAAGGAAAGCUUGUAUAUUGGGGUUUCAGUUACGGAACUCUGCUCGGGGCAACGUUCGCGGCCAUGUUUCCGGACCGAGUCGGUCGAGUCAUCCUCGAUGGCGUAGUUGACGCAGAUCACUACGUCUCCCCCGUCUGGCAAGGUACCAUCCAAGACGCCGACAAGGUUUCCACCUCAUUCUCCUACUAUUGCCACAAAGCCCGCGUCAAUUGCGCCCUCUACCGCCCCUCCGACACCAUAUCAUCCAUCGAAGAUCGCUUCCAGAGCAUCUUGAGCAGAAUCCAUGAGCGCCCCAUCACGUCCAUCCACCCCUUCUCCAGACAACCAGUCGUCACAACCAUCAGCCAGGUGCGCAUGAUGCUGUUCUCGAUACUGUAUUCCCCAAACCGGGGCUUCCCCGCCGUCGCGUGGAUCUUCGACCAGUUACUCCGCGGAAACGAGGAUGUCCUCGCACAAGUCUUCCCGCUGCCCGAGCCCGAGCUGCUUUGUGCUCCUCAGACCCCGGCAGAAGUCCUUCCAAACGAGGCCCAGAUUGCGAUCAUGUGCAGCGACAAGCGGUAUCCGUUCAACGCCAGCCUCCCGGAGAUCCAACACACCUUCGAAGAGAUGGCGCAGGAAUCAUCCUGGGCCGACGUCUGGAUGACCGUCAUGAUCGCCUGCGACGCCUACCCCGUGCAAGCAACCGACCCCCCCAUGCGCUGGGACGACCACCCCCCCCACCGAGCCGACCCCGUCCCGACCGCCUUCCCGCUGCUCUUCCUCAGCAACACCGCCGACCCGGUCACGCCCCUGGCCGCCGGCGUGAAGAUGGCCCGGAGGUUCGUCGCCGCCGGUCUCGUCGAGCAGCGCUCCAUGGGCCACUGCAGCAUCGCCGCCGUGUCGGGGUGCACCAUUCGCAAGAUCAGAGCCUACCUGCGGGAGGGCGUCGUGCCGCCGCACCCCGUCCGCGGGCGCCGAGGCCGAGAGCUCGUCGAUGGGAAAUGGGACCGGUGCUCGGCUGACGAGUACCCCUGGAAGCCCUUCGCCGGUGGCAUCACCGUCGCCGAGCCCGGGACCGAGCCCGGGACCGGGGAGGGUGAAGUCGAGGCCGAGGUCUCGAGCAUGCGGGCGAUGAAGGAAGUGCAGGAAGUCUUUGGCAAGAUGAGAUCGUGGGGCCAGCCCGGGCUUCCGCUUGACUUUGACGCCGUCAUGCCCGUGCCGAAGCGGAGCGAAUGA